AUGGUGGCGUGUUACCCUGGGAACGGGCAGGGGUAUGGCGACAGGCAGUACCUGACCUGCAUCUAUUACCUCAACCGGGGCUGGGACAGCCAGGUAUGUGGGGGGGUGCCCUGCAUCUACCCCGAGGGGCGUCCCGUGGUGGCCAAUAUCAAGCCCCUCUUUGACCGGCUGCUGAUUUUCUGGUCGGACCGACUCAACCCCCACGAGGUGAAGCCGGCCUAUGCCACUAGGUAUGCCAUCACCCUCUGGUAUUUCGACGCCAAGGAGCGUGCGGAAGCCAAAGGCAAAUACCAUCUGGGGGAGAAGGGGAUGCAGGUGCCCAUAUCCCAGGUGAGUGGCACCAGCUGACGGCCUGCUGGAUGCCGGAGUCCAGACGGAUGCGGAGACAGCCGGGGGGCCUGGCCCUGAGCUACUUUGUGCUGCAAGUCGCCUGUGUUUGGUUUGCCCAUUUCAUGCCCCCUGCUGCUGCCCCCCGCCAUGGCUCCUGACGCUGCCAGCAGUCUGGGGAGCUGCCCGGGGAGCCCCCCAACACGCUGUCCCCCAGGCUGAGCAUCGGAGGGGGGACAUUGCACUAGGGGGGACGCCGGGGCCCCUGGGCAGGGCUGGGGGGGGUGUCGGGACGGCCGGCAGAUCAGGGACACUGGGGCUGUCUGGGGUUCUA
Molecule: messenger RNA, 661 nt
Organism: Trachemys scripta elegans
Lineage: Eukaryota; Metazoa; Chordata; Testudines; Emydidae
Product: egl nine homolog 2-like
Exons: 4
Coding region: 1-348 (115 amino acids)
Biological process (GO): cellular response to hypoxia; peptidyl-proline hydroxylation to 4-hydroxy-L-proline
Cellular component (GO): cytoplasm; nucleus
Molecular function (GO): peptidyl-proline 4-dioxygenase activity; ferrous iron binding
Source: RefSeq, a predicted model, not a curated record